Molecule: messenger RNA, 4209 nt
Organism: Bemisia tabaci
Lineage: Eukaryota; Metazoa; Arthropoda; Insecta; Hemiptera; Aleyrodidae
Product: glucose-fructose oxidoreductase domain-containing protein 2
Molecular function (GO): nucleotide binding
Source: RefSeq, a predicted model, not a curated record
GUAAACACAACCUCACUUUUCCCAAAAGUUCCAAUUUUUCUCCGUUUUUCUUGGUUUUUCCGACUUACAAUUUUUCUAAUUUUCAAGCCAGUCAUCGGUGGUCAUCAACUUUAAAAUGCUUGAUAUUCGGAUCUCCUUCUCAAUAAUAAUUCCCAACCAGUGUGCUAUCUUUCCCAAAUUUUUUGUGCGUGCGGAACCUCAUUAGAAAGUUCCAAAUUUGCUCCAAGUGUAUCAGCUAUGUUCAUCUGGUAAAUGCUUUCCCAUAGCUUGCGAAAUGUUGCCCGGAAUUGGAAUCUUUGGAACGGGAAACAUUGUCAAAGUUGUUGUUCCUUUCCUCCGAGAGAAAGGGUUCAAAAUCGAAGCAUUGUGGGGACGGACGGUCGAGUCUGCAAAAGAAGUCGCCAAGGAGUUAAAUAUUCCAUUUUACACCAACAAAAUUGAUGAUGUUCUUCUCCGCAAGGACGUUGAUUUAAUUUUUAUAGUUUGCUCACCAAAUCUUCAUUCACAAAUUUCUGUGAAAGCACUAGGAAUUGGCAAGCAUGUUCUCUGUGAUAAGCCAGGAGGCCUGUGUCAAAAUGAUGUUCUGAAAAUGGUCAAAGCCUCGCAGUAUUAUCCUUCUCUGAUAUCAAUAGUGAACCAUAGUCUCAGAUUUUUGCCGGCCUUUUCUCAGAUGAAAAAGUAUAUUUUAGAUGGCUAUAUUGGAAAUUCAAACGAGAUAACAGUAUGUGACAUCCGUGUUCAAAUGGGUAGUCUUCUUCAUGACAAGUAUGACUGGCUUUGUGACGAUAAAAUGGGAGGUGGAAUACUAACACUAGUAGGCAGUCAUGUUAUUGAUCUAGUUUCCCAUUUAAUAUCCCAAAGAGCUGCUAGAGUUCACAGUGUGGUACGAACAUUUACUAAAGUGACCAAUCAAAUAAACGGACACAGACACAUAACCAGUCCUGACUUUUGUGUUUUCCAAAUGGAGAUGGACAAUGGUGCACUCGUAACUGUGACGCUUAACAACCAUCUUCCAGGAAUGUUCAAUCAGGAGGUUCUAGUUUGUGGAAAAUUGGGGCACUUAGCUGUUCGAGGCGGUGACUUGUACGCGUACAAAAAUACUGCUCAAAAGGAGGAGGUUAUUUACCUUGACGUAGAGGAUAUGAAGCACAAAUACGAACAGUUAAACCCGGUUGCUACAAAUGUCAUUCCAAAACCAUAUAUGAAAGGCUUAUUCAAAAUGAUAGGUGCUCUGAAGGAAGCUUUUUUGCCUGUUGAAGACAAAAGAGGAUGGAUUAAAGAACCUGUUGAGCUCGCUGCAUCUUUUGAAGAUGAACUUUAUGUCCAAGCUGUGAUAGAUGCCCUCCGAAAGUCUAGCAUGAAUCGAGAAUGGGUCAAAGUAUCGAUAUUAAAAGAGGAAUCUGAUCCCAAUUCCAUGUUGAGUGCGGCUGUGAGAUGUAGUGGUAUCUCUCUGUGAUACAGCUAAUUCCAAAGGUUGUUAUUAAGCCUUGUUAGAAAUCUAGCACUAACUAAAGCUGCUUGAAAAUCUCCGUCGAACCAUCAGGUGUAUGAAAAAUGUAGUACCUAAGGCUCAGUUGACAGUUGUUGUUUUAUAAGAGUCAGAUAGUCGUUCCUUCUUUUCUGUGAGACUGGUCCAAGAGAAAGGCGUUUACAGCUGUCUUUUACAGAAAAUUUCAUUUCAUAGAAAGAGUCUUAAGGUCCCGAAAAAAUGGGAUCAAUUUUAAUAUGGAUGGUCAAAGUGGGAAACCGUGUAUCUCAGUUUGCGACGUUGCAAACUUCCCAUAAUACUUUAUUUUUUCCUUAAAAACUAAUUAGUCAAUGUAAUUUCUUGGAAAUCUCUUCGAUUUCUCUUUUCUCUUUUCUCUCUGCAAAAUAUUCUUUAUAAAUUUCUAGCUCUGAAGUUGGUUUGUUAAUCCUCAAGAAAAUAAAAUAGCAGACAUUUUGAGACACCGCAAUGGAGACACAUGGUUUUACACUUUGGCCAUCGAUACAUUUUAUUUAAUUUGCCCAACAAAUAGCAGUAUUAGCCAAGCGCCAUGUGUCCAUUAGCUGGUAAUAGUGUAGCUUUUAAUAUUUUCAGCCACUUUUUCCUCAUAAUCAAUUAAUAUGUCACCUCCUCAAAGGUCUAUAAUGUCAAUGUUUGGGCUCUUGAUGGUACGAUCUCUGAAUGUUCUUUGAUUUGUAAUGAACAAAAUUUUCCGCAGUAAGCAAUGGUGUCCAUAUCACAAGUUUGAUUCCUUAAAAGACAAGUUUCACCUACUCCUGCAUUCUGUUACGUACUUUACAACCUCCUACAGUGUAUUAGUGUAUGAAAACUGCAUCUGUUGCAAAAAAUCCAAAAAAGGUAUUGAAGUCAAAAUAUGCCUUAUCUCCAUUGUGACAUUCCAAGAUCUUUCAUCUUGUUAAAUUUUUUAAAGAAAUAAGCUUACCGAUUUUUGGAAUUCUCUGUGGAUAAUAUUGAAUGAGUGAGAAAAAUUAAAGGUUAUUUCCUAAAAAAGCUAUCAGUCAGUUUUCGUUUUACUUUGUUAGUUUGAUUUUUACGACCAGCACCCUGAUCUCUGAUGCUGUUCCAAAACUUAGAAAGCGGUCAACCGCUGAUGACUUACUGCCUGGAUUGAAUUUCCAAGAUAAAAACAGUGGUCAUUCAUGCAGUUGCCCUCCUCUCAUUUUAUCCUCCCAAUUGGGAAAUUAAAAGUAAAUGUUGUAUAGUAAGGUAGCAAGUAUUCCUACUUUUGCAGUUAUAAAUUAUCAGCAAUUCAAGUCAAAAUAUAUACUUAAAAUUGGGGGGAAAAAUACAGCACAUAACUUUUUGACUCCACUAACUACCUUGAACUACUAUUUAUUUUCUGUUUGAUAUGACAUAUAGAAGUUCAGCAAUCUUAAAAGAAGGACUACCACUUCAAAUAUACUGUGGUUGAAAUUGAAUAUUCCAUAAUUUGAUUUUUCUUUCUGUUGUCAAUUUCCCUGAUUUAUUUGUCUUUUGCCAGGCGAUUUGUUUAUUAAUAUCUUCUGAUACUCUGAAACUUAAAUUUCUGUGAGAAAUAUUCACAAGUAUGCUUAAGCAGCUAUUGAUUGUGCACAUAGGUACAGGUAAUUUUUUUUCUAUAACGUUCAUUAUGAGGUGUGCCAUUUAUCCUCAAAUUAAUCCUGACUGGUUAAGAAGUAGAGCUACUUAAGUUUUAAUUUGAUUGUUAAAAGCUGCUUAAAUUGGAUGAAUUAUUUAUACAGUGAUCAUUGAUGAUUUUGUCAUCUUCAGCAAAUGUUUAGAUGUACCAAAAAGUUGGACAUACGUAGUUGAAACACAGGUUAUGCUUUCAAUUUUAAGCAGAAUACAGAUUCAGUAGUUCAAGCCUCUAAAUGUAAAAAAUUAUUUUCUGAAAGCUUGAACUAAAUACUAUGUAUUAUAAUGCAAAAUUCACAGUUUGAUUUGACUAAUUAAGGUUUGAAUUUUGCUUUUGAUUUUAGGUACUCUUACAGAGUUUUCAAGAAAAUCAAUCCAAGAUUCCAUUAGCUAAAAUAUACUUUAACAUGCAGCGCAUCCGUUUUCUGUGAAAAUCUUGAGCAAAACUAGUAUUUUAUUAAAAUAUACCUGUCAUACCUACUGUUGAUCAUUAGUGUAUGUUGAAGGUUUGCCUUAAGUGUCUAUUUUUCAACUCGAGUUUUAUUCUCGUAGAAUGGUUGUUUUUGUUGUUUUUUCUUUUAAUUAAUUCAUCAAUGUUGCUGGACUGAAAGAGUUUUUAGAAAAAUUCAAAGCACAAUUUUUUACUCAUGUUUAUUGCUUUUUUUUAAUAGGUGUAGGAUAUCUGAGACACUCAUUCUCUUCCGGUUUUUCUAUUUAAUUUAAUUUUUAAUUCAAACUCCAUGCAAUAUUUAGAUUUUUAUUGAUUCUUAUUUUACUUAUGUAUUUUGACAUUUUCUUUUUGAGCCUUUACCAAGUGAUAACGAUUGUGUCAAAAGCGUUAAACAAGUCACCAAGAGAACGUAAUCUGUUGGCAUAGCCAUAUUUCUAAAUUCUUGAUUAUUAUUCCAAGAAAUUGGUAUUGAUUCCUAUGAAAAAUUGAAGAGCUAGAAUGAGUGUUCCGAGCAUCCUCCAAUGUUUUUUAUACUGUUUUAUUUGUAAUAGUAUGAAUAUUUAUUUGUCAUUGGUUGUACUGAAAGUAUUAAAUUUUUAAUUUUACAAUGGAAUAGAAUAAACAUAUUAAUUUUUUU